This is a messenger RNA of Hymenoscyphus albidus, 1008 nucleotides long. Lineage: Eukaryota; Fungi; Ascomycota; Leotiomycetes; Helotiales; Helotiaceae. The record is from the annotation of a GenBank genome assembly.
AUGUCUAUCAUCUCAUCAUUGAACUUCCACAAUAUCCUCCUCAACACCACGCAAAGGCACGAUACCCUCAGAACUUUCUUGACACGUCUCCCAUGUUGGUGUGGGAAUUUUUUUCAAGUCACUCCGUCACGUCUUGAUGAACCAGUCCUUUCCUAUACACCAGCACCUUUGCUAGUGGCUUUGAACAUCAAGGGCCAUGCCAAGAUAGAUGCAAGCAGAGAGAAAGAAGCUAUGUGCGGCUAUGAGACGCCAGAGCCGAUCCCUAAUUCGAAGGUCAGUCAGAAUUGUUCACGAUCAAGCUUCCAUCAGAGACUAACAGGUCUAAACAGAAGUCCAAGACUAUGGGCAGCGAAGACUUUCCCUACGAACAAGUCAAAAAGAAUCUAUCCCUCAGAUCUUCGCACUAGGUCGUCCUGGGGUCAAAUCACAGCACUUCAAACCUCAAGCCAAACGACUCUGCAUUUCGCCCGACAAACGAUUGAGUGCAUCAGAGAGCGACAGCUACCAAUCGCACCUGUGGAGACCCACGAGCUCUUGGUACCGCAUGGAAACCUCAGAUCUGACAAUUUACAGCGAGAAAAAUAUUGAACGAGGAUGGAGGAACCUCAACCCCUGGGAGAAGGGGGAGCUAGAUCUCAAUGUUGAUAUGUUGCCCACCCGAGAGCAGAUUUUGAAGAUCAAGGAGAUGCUUGAGGUUAAGAACAAGAAGAAGGGAGACAUGGUUUGUGGCGUCCGAGUAACCAUCGCAAGUUAUCCUGCCCCUCGAUCUGUUAUAAUAUUCUAACCAACUGCCAGUUUUGAAAAUUGAGGUACAAUGAGACCUCAUUGUAGAUUACCCCUUCAAGAACGAGCACUCUCAUCGUGCAUACCUUUCUUGAAAAGAACUGCGUGGUCCUGUUGGCGGUCGAAGCUUCCCUUACGGCACCCGUCAAAAUUCUUCUCCUAGCCAACGACCCCGUCCUGCAGAAGCACCAAGUCAACAAGCGAAUUAUCAGAGUGGCUAUCUGA